Molecule: messenger RNA, 4737 nt
Organism: Bufo gargarizans (Asiatic toad)
Lineage: Eukaryota; Metazoa; Chordata; Amphibia; Anura; Bufonidae
Product: ciliary neurotrophic factor receptor subunit alpha-like
Exons: 9
Coding region: 48-1187 (379 amino acids)
Biological process (GO): cytokine-mediated signaling pathway
Cellular component (GO): external side of plasma membrane; membrane; signaling receptor complex
Molecular function (GO): cytokine binding; cytokine receptor activity
Source: RefSeq, a predicted model, not a curated record
CAAAUCCGGUGACCUCCGCCUGCUGCCUGGUCCUCGCUGCCUCCGUGAUGGUCUGCGCUCAGAGACACGCUGACGCAGAAGCAAAGCCCAGAAGUCGCCCAUUUAUCUCUGAAUCCGGUUCAUUAGAUCGUAGCCAGAGCCAGCGAGCAGGACGCAGCCCGCAGAGAGAUCCCCACAUCCAGUAUGAAAAGAUUGGUUCUAACGUAGUAAUAAAAUGUGGAAGCAUGGAUCCCGAAGCUGCAGUCACGUGGACAGUCAACGGAACAGAUAUUGAUAACUCCCAGCUGAAUGGCUCCGCUCUUCUUCUGCAUAACGUGAAUUUAUCACACAAUGGUUUCUACUCAUGUUUUGAAGGGUCCUCGUGGCAGCUCUGGCACCAAACCAUCCUGAAAGUGGGGCACCCUCCUAAGGAGCCGGUGCUGAUGUGCAGGUCUAAUAAUUACCCCGCGUCCUUCUACUGCAGCUGGCAUCUACCUAGUCCGACUUACAUCCCCAACUACUUCAACAUCACUGUUAGGCACGGCUCCACGCAGCUCUACUGUGAGAGAGACCCCUUCCCCAAAAACAGGUGUCACAUCAAGUACAGCCGCCUCUUUUCCACGCUGAAGUAUGAGGUGACCGUCGUGGCCAGCAACGCUCUGGGGAAGAGCUCCAACACCAUCAGCUUCGACGAGUUCAUGAUAGUGAAACCUGAUCCUCCAGAAAAUGUGCUGGCAAAGCCUGUCCACAGAAACCCCCGGAGGCUGGAAGUCACCUGGCAGACCCCAUCCACCUGGCCGGACCCCGAAUCGUUUCCACUCAAAUUCUUCCUGCGAUAUCGGCCGUUAAUUGUAGACCAAUGGCAGCAUGUAGAAUUAUCAGACGGGACGUCACAUACCAUCACAGACGCCUACGCGGGUAAGGAGUACAUAAUCCAAGUGGCAGCCAAAGACUACGAGAUUGGGACCUGGAGUGACUGGAGUGUGGCCGCCCACGCUACGCCGUGGACAGAGGAGCCCAAGUACAUCACCACAGAAGCCCAAAAGACAGAGACGACAAUGACAAUCACGACCACAACCACGACGACUUACGUGACGCCUCCAACAACCAAACCAUGUGACCCAGAACCUACAUUGGGAGCAGCGGCCGUCAGGGUAUCCUGGAUCUCAAUAUUGUUACUGGUUCCAGUCGGGAUUUUACUUAUGUGAUUCCUGUGCCCAUUCCUACAUAAAGUAUUUCAAUAUUUUUUCUCUAUUUUGCACAUGUUACGGAGGAUACAACUUAUUUUCAUGUUAUCUUCAUUGGUUAAGAAAUAUCUCUUCUUUCUUUGGAGCAAUGGACAAAUCCAACCAAGAAUGGCGCUCAGCGCUGCGGUGCCAGAAAAAAACAAACCAUGAGACUGUACAGUGAUACAAUGUGGACAUAUACAAACAUGGCUGCCAAAACGAGUGCAAGGAGAGCGAACCAAACUCACAGACCGCACAGCAUCGCCGUGGGAGGAGCCACAGACUCAAUAGAGACUCUCUGGUUGAUGGGACGCUACGAUCGUCAUGGGAUCAUACAGCUAUACCGCCAUGCCAAAGACGCAACUGCUACGUUUCUUUCCCACCAUGCUGUGCUUCCCAGGUAAACACUGACGUCUUUCCGGAAAAAAAAAAAAAAAUAAAAAAUAAAAGCCGGAAGUAACGCAGAACUUCCGGGAUAUUCUGAGCCACAGGACGAUAUCUACCAUGACCUUCAAUAAUCUUCAUUCUACCGUUGGCGCCUUUUUACAUAUUUCUUUUUGCCAAACAACCGGAUUUUGUGUAUUGUAAUUUUUUGAAUUUUUGGGUUAAAACUUCUGAGGAAACGUAUCUUUCAUUUGAUACCACAGGAACAAAAACAAAGCAAAAAGUUUCCGGUAGGACGCUCCGCCGGGAGGAGGGGAGCAACAUGGACGCUGCUCCGAGCGUCUUGGAUUUAAUGAACCUUUUUCUUAUGAACUCUGAAUAAUCGACCCGUUUCAUCCGAAAACUUUUCAUACAUUUCUGAGACUUUCUCCCUGAUUUCAUGGUGUCCCGGAGCAAAAACAGGAGGGGGGGUGGUGCUGGUCUCACUACCACACAGGAUGUCACCAUGACCUUGUAUGAUCGGUGGUUGCAGGGGAGGGGGGUCUGUGGGGGUCAGUUUCUGUCGGGGGCUCUUCACAAUUUUUUGUUUUCUGGAAUUGUUCUGUAAUGGUUUGCAUUCCACCCUCUUUGAUAUUUGCUCUGCAGGGGAGGGGGUGGUCUGAGCUGGCCACCAGUGGUGGACCCCCGCCGGCCGGUGUCAGUUUAAUCCUACCUCCAGCCUCACAGGACGAUGUCCAUACAAAGAUCAAUCCCAACCAAAAUUCUCUGUCUCUACAAGAUCCAGUGUGUAUUUGAAGCCCCCAACACACGCGUUUCGAAACCUUAUGGUUGCAUACUCGAUUAUAGCUAUCACUAUGUGGUUCUUCAUUGUGACCUAUGCAGAUGUGAAACGCGUGUGAAUUUUACCAACAUUUUAUCCAAAAUUCCUAGGGUGCAUUCACACGGCCGUAUGUAUUUUGCAGUCCACAAAACGCAGAUCCGUAAAAUAUGGAUCACGUCUGUGUUGCACCCUUUUGUUUUUUGCGAACCCAUUGACUUCAAUGGGUUGGUGGUCUGCAUUUGAGGCCAAGAAUAGGACAUGUUCUGUCUCUCGCAAAACUGCCAUAUGGAUGCGAUGUUCUCUCUGCAUCCGUAUGUCCGUCCUGUGAAAAGAGAGAACAUGCCCUAUACUUGGGCACAAAAAGCGGUUCACACAUCCAUUGAGGUCAAUGGGUCCGCAAAAAAACAGAUGCAACACAGAGGUCACACAGGCGUCAUCUGUAUUUUGCGGAUCCGCGUUUGGUGGAUCGCAAAAUACAUACAGUGGUGUGAAUGCACCCGUAGUCUCUACUGGUCACAGGAAAUAAAGGAAAGAUGGAAUGUUCUCUUUGAGCCUCAAGUCCAAAUGCAUCCGGAGCCUGCAUCUCACGCGUUUCGAAUCCUCACGGUUACAUAUCAUUCCAGUAUAGCUAUCUCUAUGUGGUUCUUCAUUGUGACCUAUGAAAUGCGGAAGAUGUACCAAAAUUGGAUCGAAAAUCCUCAGUAUCUACUGGUCACAGGAAAUAGAUUAAAGAUGGAGGGUUGCCUUAGAGCAGGGAUGCCCAACCUGCGGCCCUCCAGCUGUUGUAAAACUACAACUCCCACCAUGCCCUGCUGUAGGCUGAUAGCUGUAGGCAGUCCGGACAUGCUAGAAGUUGUAGUUUUGCAACAGCUGGAGGGCCGCAGGUUGGGCAUCCCUGCCUUAGAGCCUCAAAUGCAUUUGGAGCUCACGCGUUUCGAAUCCUCAUGGUUACAUAACCUGCAAUUAUAACUAUCACUAUUUGGUUCUUCAUUGUGACUUAUGUAGCUUUGAAACGCGUGAUGUUGAUUGCAUUAAGUAUCCAUAUGGUUUUAAACUGCACAAGAUCUGGACCUUCACCCUUGGUGUAGAGGGGGCGCUAUCAGCCCGGCACACUGUGUGUGGUGGUCUCCAUCUCCCUGUCGUCAAGGAUUGAUUGAACUCUUGUUCCUUGCCCAGGGUAGAUAAAUAUUUGGGUUCUUCGCAUUUCAGGGUCACGAGGGAAGGAGUGGGAAAAGGUCCAAGUUACAAACUCAGAAGAGGGGGCACAAAGUGUGAGGCCGCCUGAGGUGUAGAUGGGAAUUGUGGACUUUAUUACCCACUAGCCAUUGGUGGAAAGACCUGAGAUGCCCCGAUGGGCGAUUGGGCGCGAGAGCCGCAGGGUAGGAUGCAACAACCGCCCAUUGACCUCUAUGACGUAUUAUACAUGGCAGUUCAUAUACUCAUUACACAGCAGGGGGCGACAUGGAGUAAAGUAGAAAGCUCCUCCCAGGGAGAAGUGAAUAUGAAAUCAUGUGCUCCGGCCUGACGCAUGGAUGGGAAAGACCUUUAGGAUGAGAAUAAAGGGAUUUAAUAAAAGCUCAUGUGACUCGGAAAGGAUCCUGGAAAUAUCAGGGGAGAUCGGAGUUACCCUUUAAAUAUGGUGCUACCACUGGUAUGAAGCUUAUAUCCUCUGUGCACUUUAUAAAGAGACAUUCUGCACCUCAAGAAAGUGGAAGAUUCAAUCAAAGAAGCCCCCCAACGUCUCACAUUCAUUCUAUAGGUCAGGUCUCCAUAUAUUGUACUCAUCCUGAGUCAUGGCAUGUUCUGUGCUCCAUUCACAUCCAGAGCUGCAUUCAGGCUCCUGCUGGUUUCCUUCUAGACUGCCCCCUGCUAGUUCAUUCUGUCCAGAGCGUUGCAGGUGAUGCCAUGUCAUGUACCAGGUUCCAGCUCCCAGAGUCUGAUUAAGACAAUAGUAGGGUAACUAUCAAUGUAUAGCUGGCAGAAUUAUGAAUGCAGCUCUGGAUGUGACUGUGGGCUAUAAGACUCGGGAUCAGGGUGAACCUUCGGCUCUUGUCAUGUUGUAUGAUGUCAUGUUAUAUGAUUAUGCAUUUGGCAGGACGUCGCAGUAUUGAGAUCAUGCACCUUUAACCCCUCCCUCCCUGGAGACACCCGUAUUUUGUACAGCAGCUCCUCCCCCUCGCGGGUUCAGUAUUUAAUACCGUUCAUCCUAGUAUUAAAAAGAGAAAAAUGUAAAGAAAAUCCAGUGAGAAGCGUUACUUGCUGUAUUUGAAUUUUUUUAUAGAUGUAUAUAAACUGAGAGGCUGUUCAUUAAAUGUGAUCAUUUCAUGA